This is a messenger RNA of Branchiostoma belcheri (Belcher's lancelet), 3769 nucleotides long. Its product is annotated as actin filament-associated protein 1-like. Gene Ontology annotation, cellular component: cytosol. Gene Ontology annotation, molecular function: SH3 domain binding. NCBI's taxonomy places the organism in Eukaryota, Metazoa, Chordata, Leptocardii, Amphioxiformes, Branchiostomatidae. The record is from RefSeq and is a predicted model, not a curated record.
GGUACCAGCGGCCCGACGGGUUUCCGCCGCCCCGUCAGGAGUGCCUUUUGUCCCGCCCGACCUUUGGACGAUCCGCGCCGUGAUCCCGACGCGUUACUUCCGGUCGAGGCAUUCUGAGAAGGCCGUCAGCAUGUUCUAAUGCAAAUGUAGCCGCUCCGACUCUUUCUCUGGCAUCGCAGGAAGUUUCAAGAAGACCGGGAACCGAGCCAAAGGAAAGUUCAAGACCCGGAAAGUUUGGAGGUGGAGUGGGAAGUCGGGAGGCAUGUUCAGCCGGGGCGUUGUUGUCUGAAGAUCGCGAGAACAGAAACCUUUUCCAGAAAUGGACAAACUGCAAGCCUUGGAGGAGCUUCUGCCAGGGAUCCAGGAGUAUCUUUGUCAUCAGCUGUCAGGGGAGAAGUUGUCCAGACCGGCGGCCAAUCAGAGACUGGAGUUCAUCAAGUUACUGGACAAGUACAAAGCAGAUAUCAAAAGGGUCCCGUCAAUAGAAGCAGAUGAAGAUGAAAUGUAUGAAGACACUCUUGUUCCAGAGAAACCCCAAAGUAGUUUCCUACACAAUGGAAAUGGAUCGUCCUUAGUGGAGGAUGUAAAUGGGGAUGAAUAUUAUGAAGACACCCUCCCAUCAUCUUCCAAUGGUUCAGCCCGACCAGACAGUUUUAUUGAGAGGCAGAAGAUUCCACUUCCUCCCAUUCCCGGACAGGGGGGUGAGCAGGAUGAGGAGGAGUAUGAGUGCCCGGUGUCCCCGGACGGUCCCCCCCUCCCCCCACGGUUCCCCCCCCCUGCUCCCACCGUGGCCCUCCCCCCGCGGCCACUCCGCCCCCCUCCCCACCCCUCAACAGAACAGGCGCCUGAAGAAAUAAGUGAGGACACCUAUGACGUCCCUGACGUUGCCCCUCCUGCAUUGGGGAGAAUGUCUGUUAUGUCAACUCCAGGUGGAGACUCUGGUGAUGAAAGUGGGUCAUAUGAAGAUUAUGAUGAUGAUGAAGAAGAAGAUGCUAAGAAGACUAAAAAGGUGAAGAAGAAGGUGAAAGAACCUGAAGUGUUUGAGUUACCGGACGCUCAGAUCAGCGGAGUUCUGCAGAACAAGAGGCUGAUCGGGGGAUGGGUGAAAAGGUUCUGUGCCGUGAAGGACUCCAGGUUCCUGGCAUACAAACGUGCGACCGACGAGAAGCCAUAUGUAGACAUGUACCUGCCUGGCAGUUCUGUGGUGUACUCAGAGAAGGACGGGAAGAAACAGCACGUGGUGAAGCUGGUGGGAGGGGGGGACACUCAUGUCCUGUCUGUAGGGAACAGAGAAGAGGCUGACAAGUGGAUGAAGCUGCUGGAAGAAGAGACCCAGUCAGGUUCAGGAGGCAUGCUGGCCCCGGGGCGUGCCAAGGUCGGCAGGACCCCCAGCAAUGUCAGCGACCUCAGCAGGGGGUCAAACUCCAGCAGGGAUGAGGAUGUGCAAGAUGGCAAUGAUUCAGGGAAGAGCGGCACUUUGGAGAGGCAAGAGGAUAAAAGGAAGAGUUUCGGGAAAGACAAGAAGAAGAAGAAGAAAAACAAGGCUGGAGAUUUUAUUGUCAACACAUUUGGGAAGUCCAAGGGGAAGAAACUGACUGCACAACUGAGUGAUUCAGACAUUGUUAUCACUGGGUAUCUCAACAUCUCCACUGCACUGUUAGGAGACACCAAGUGGACUCGACGCUGGUGCAUGAUCAAGAACCACUAUCUAGAGGUGCAUAAAAAUGCCAAGGACGACUAUGCUGAGUUGACGUUCCCCCUGAAAGGUUGCAGCUUGAAGCCUUACAUGGACGAGACAAAAAAGGGCAAGAAGGAUAUGGCUAUCCAGCUCAACAAACAUGAUGUGGAGAUCAUUUUAGAGGCGGAGAGUUCAGAAGACUUGGGGAUGUGGCUGAGACUGCUGGUAGAGGAGACCGGCUCGUCCAACCCUGAUGAGCUCAGCUCCCUCAGCUGUGUGUACGUGGACAUAGAACCUGACUCCAAACCUGACAGACCUCCCAUGAUCAAGAAGUUCUCUCAGGACAGCAUCACAAGUUCAGGAGAAGCAUACAUGGACUUGUCAUAUCCAGACUCUAACGAUCAACCUGCAAAAUUUGUCGACAAAUCUCCCAAACCAUCUCCCAAACCAUCGCCAAAGCAACCUAGGAAAAACGAGAAGGCUGCGACUCUUGAAAGAGAAAAAGCUGAAGAUGGGAAGAAAGGAGACACUCUAGAAUCCGAGGAUGGAAAGCCUAAGAAAGAAUGGAAACUCACUCUUGGCAAGCAAAAGAAGGAAAAAACUCCUGACAAAAAUGAGAAGGAGGAGAAAGAAAAGAAAGGUGGUUUCAUGGACAGGUUUAAAAGGAAGAAGAAUAAGUCGAGUGAAGAAAAAGUAGAAGACAAAACAGAGGGAAAAGAGAGUGCCAAAACGGAAAAGGAAAAUGUGGAGAAGAAGGAGGAAGUUAAGGCAACCGAAAAGGUUGCUGAGAAAAAGGUAUCGACCACAGGAAAGUCAGCAGCAGAAAAGGAAGUGGAGAAAAAGCCACCUGCAACAACAACAGCUGGUCCCAGGUACGGGAAGGAGAGAGCGCAGGCAGAAGUGACCAGACUGGAGAACAGGAAGGCAGAAAUACAGGAGGAAAAGGAGAAACUGAGGAACAAACGGGUCGAGCUUCGAGCCAAAAAACAGGCUCUCAAAGAAAAGUUUAUCACCGAUCAGAAACUUGAAGAAGAAAUCAAAGGAGUGAGCGAGACACUUGUGGACCUGGAGAAGGAGUUGAAGGAGACAGAAGCCAAGCUGAGUAAAGCUCUGAAGGACUCCAACCCUUCUCCUGUACUGGGGAGGAAGGAUUCUCUGAAGUUGGGGGGCAAAACUACCAGCAGCAGUCCAGCAACAACCUACAAGAGCUCAGCAGCAGUGUCUGUUGGCAAGACGGAUGCCAGAAAGAACACACCAUCCUCCAGCCCUGGUGUAGGGAAGAGAGUUAGUAAGGGGUCAGAGGAGCCGGUCAAUUCUGCUGCUAAAGCCAGCGGGCGGCCAUCGUCUCCUAAAACUGGCAAGAAGGCAGUGUUGGAAAGAGCUAAGCAAUGGGAGGCCAUGGGAGGAAAUUAGAAGUACAUCGAACCAUCCUUCCCACUUUUGCUGCAAAAUAGUAGUUCAAUCUACAUCUUGUCAACUGUAUAUUCAUGUACUAAAUCAACAAGUUGUGGAAAAAAUAAGUUUUAUUCAAGAAGUGCAACAGUUUUUUAAUGAUCUGAAUAGACAUAUUUUAAAUAAGUUUGUAUAUUUUUUACAAUGCUAUUGACAAUGAAUAAUCCAGAUGAUUUGUAUAUUAUUAUACCCAACUGGUAUAAAAAGUCCGACAUUCCAUGUGAAUACUAGUUUUCACCAGAAUAGUGAUGUAGGCAUAUAGAAUUAUUACUGAUGCAUAUUAAUGCAAGUGAGUGAUAAAAUGUUGACGUUUUAUUUCUAUAAAGAAUUUUUUUGUAUAAAUCACCUAAAAUGGACACCUUUAAAGAUUUUGUACCAAUGACUGUUUUUUAUAAGAUUGACUCCUUUGAAUCGAAGGAAGGAGAAUGAAUUUUUUUUUCAAUUCAAAUGUUAGACUCAUGCAAGAUAAGUGAUUCAUAUGUGAUUUCAAAUCAAGCUAUUUUGUAGUUCUUUAUUUUUCAUAAUUACCACUUUCUUAGUCAGUUUCAUUAAGCUUGUUAUGUCCACCAAAGGAAAAUAUAUUGUUUUUGCUAAGUUUCCUCUUCUCCAAAACACUAACCUCUGAUCUGGCCAAUGACC